Messenger RNA from Penicillium cinerascens, 1461 nucleotides. RefSeq lists its product as uncharacterized. Lineage: Eukaryota; Fungi; Ascomycota; Eurotiomycetes; Eurotiales; Aspergillaceae. Bases 1 to 1461 code for a protein of 486 amino acids. The transcript is spliced from 2 exons. The record is from RefSeq and is a predicted model, not a curated record.
AUGGCUACUGCGCCCCCGGUAUCUCACCCGGUCCCCGACAACGCUAUGAAUGGCCAUGGCCUUCACGGUAUCCCGCGCUAUCAUCCCAUCGCCAUGAAUCCUAAUCCCCCACCUCAUCCAUCAAUGCCUCCUCCGGAGCAGAUGAUCCAAAAUCACCAUUUCCGCCACUUUGCACCGCCGCCGUUGCACGAUCCUCACGCGCAUCCCGGUCCCCCGUCGGUGCCGCAACCGCCGAGUCCGAGUUCAUUGGAACAGAUUGAAGUUCGCCUACGGCAGCUGGAGCAUGAGGAGAUGAACCGGAUGGCUACCCGCCACCACAUUCUUGCAAUGCGUAAGCGUGAGGAUGAAGAGUUCCGCAGAUUGACAGAAAGUGCCGAAGCCGAAGAAGAGGACCUGCGACGGCAACGCAAGAGGAUUAAGAGAGAAUCGAUGGGCUUGGGCCAUAAUUCUAAUGUCGACUCGCCGCCAUCGCGGCCCACCCCACCGCGCCGUCUGUCAGAGACCAGCGCGGCGACAACGCUCGCUUUCUUUAAACAACAGAGCCCACCAGAGCCUCGUCAAACUCCUCUUCCUGUAUCGCAACCUCCACCUCCACCUCCACCUUCUAUGCCCCCGCUGGCUCAUCUGCACCCUCAGCCUCAUCAACCCCAUCAACCUCAUCAACCGCAUCAUCCUCCUCCGCCUCCGCCAUCUCAGCACCCUAUUGUUCCUCAUGACCCUUCUGCUGGCCUUGGUUCGAUCCGUCGGAAGCAAAAGUACACCAUCAAGAAUGUUGAGGCCUGGGGCGAGCGCCACGGCCGUCCUGCCGCGCAUGAUCCAUCCGGCCGAGCUUUAUGGAAGCGGCCAUCUGAUGGAAGCCUAGUCUACCUCACAUGCCCAAUCCAAGGCUGCGGGAAAUCGGACUUUGUCACCCUCCACGGUUUCAUGUGCCACUUGACCAAGAAACACAAGGACCGCACAUUAGGCAGCCAGUCACGAGCUCUUGAAAUUUGCGGUAUCGUUUACGACCCGAAUGCUCCACUCCCACCAGUUAGAGCCAGCAACCGCGCAUCCACAGAGGAGAGCCCGGCAGCAAUAGACCAUGACGGCGAACAUCCAAAUGAAGAGCUCGAUUCCGAAGACGAAGAGAUGGAAAUGGAAGAAGCCCGGGAAGAUUCAUAUCGCGUUAAAACCGAAGUUACGGAACGCUCGAUUCCAGACGCAGAAGACACACCUCUAGCCCGUGAUGCCUCUACGCCUCCCAAGCCCGUCCUCAAUGGAUCGAUCAAGCAGUCCAUCUCAUCGAUAAUCGACCGCACCCCGGAAACCGAGCGCGAAGCCCUUGCGUCCCUGCCGCCUUCAGAAAGUAUCUCGCAAGGACCAACGCCACACCCCGAGCAGACCGUCCCUGCCAAGCGGAAAUACGAGUUCUCACCAGAGAAAGAGAACGCCGAGCCGAAGGAGGGAUCCAUGGCCGAAUAG